Molecule: messenger RNA, 957 nt
Organism: Terrapene triunguis (Three-toed box turtle)
Lineage: Eukaryota; Metazoa; Chordata; Testudines; Emydidae
Product: tetratricopeptide repeat protein 39A-like
Exons: 4
Coding region: 120-581 (153 amino acids)
Molecular function (GO): protein binding
Source: RefSeq, a predicted model, not a curated record
UCAGCAGUAUCCGCACCUAGGAAGGAAUUCGUAACUUCUGCCCUUUGCUUAAAUAAUUAGCUACCUACAUCUCUCCAUUGCCACAUUAAUGAAAUGUGUUCUCUGGCCACCCCUAGGAAAUGAUGUAUAUCUGGAAUGGCUAUGCUGUGAUUGGAAAAUGUCCUGAUUUAACAGAAGGCAUGUUGCAGACAUUAACUGAGGCAGAAGCAGCUCUGGAAAGAAGCCCAGCUACAGAAUUACUAGCAGAUGACCAAUGUUUGAUAAAGCUGUUAAAGGGUUUAUGUCUGAAGCACUUGGGCAAGAUUUCUGAGGCAGAAGAUCAUUUCAUUUACAUCCAUUUAAAUGAGAGGAAGAUAAAGUAUGACCAUUAUUUAAUUCCAAAUGCCCUGCUUGAACUUGCUCUACUAUACAUGGACCAUGGUAGAAGAGAAGAAGGAGUAAAGUUACUGGAAAGAGCAAAACAAAAUUACAAGAAUUACUCCAUGGAAACAAGAACACAUUUCAGAAUUCAAGCUGCCUUGCACCAAGCCAAAUCGGUCUCAGAAAAUGGAGUACAUUCUGGAGCUUCAACAGUGUCAUAACCUUUUCUUCUUUGAUGUCUGUGUGCAAACUUUGAAACAUUAUCGCCCUUCUCUGUUAAAUCAGUGGGAGAGACCAGAACAUGUGAUACCUAAAAGAUUUUGAAUCUGUGGUGACAGUCUGGCAAAAAACAAAACAACCUCCCCACUCCCACCCCCCACACCUUUACAAAAGAUUUCUUUUUCCAAACGUGGCUUGUAAUAUCUUUGUAAUUAAUUUUUAAUUUAUGUAUAUAUUACAUUUACUUAUUUGCUAGGAUAUGAACUGGGACAACUAAACAAGAAGGCUUAUUGGUUUUGAUCUGACUUGGUUAUGAAUGUAAAUUUGAAUUUAUAUUGAUGUUAUUGCGAAAAAGAAACACUUUUCCCGAUCCCUGAG